Prorocentrum cordatum is the source of this 1215-nucleotide messenger RNA. The record is from the annotation of a GenBank genome assembly. Lineage: Eukaryota; Dinophyceae; Prorocentrales; Prorocentraceae.
AUGCCACACGCGGUGCAUGGCAGCGGCAGCGGCGGCACGCGCAGCAACGACAGCAAACGGACAGCAGCAGCCUCCGUGGCGGCAGCCGCAGUGGCACGCACAGCAGCGGCUAUGGCAGUGGUAGCGGCAGCUGCAGCCGCCGCCAGCAGGGCAUUGCAGAGCAUCGGGCUGGAAGACAACUGGUUGACGGUCUUGCCUGAGGGCAUUACCGAGCUCGCCUCGCUGGAGACGCUGGCCCUUGGCAGGAACCACCUGCCCGGCCUGCCGGAGGGCCUCGGGCGCCUCCGCGCCCUGCAGAGGCUGCUGCUGGACGGCAACCCGCUGCGGAGGCUCCCGCGGGACCUCGGCGCGAUGGCCUCGCUGCGGCAGGUGCGGCUCACGGGCUGCCCGCGGCUCCCGCUGCUGACCGCGGGCGUGUGGCGGCUGGCCGGGCUUGCCCUUCUGGAGAGGGCGGAGCUGGACCCGCCCCUGCGCCAGCAGCUCUCCGCCUGGAGGUGCCGUGCCAUCGAGAUGCAGGUCGUCGACUGCUACAGGGCGCCUGCCGGCCGCGAGGGCCCCAAGGGCCCUAGAGAAUCGGUCAAGUUCUUUUCUGGCAGCGACGCGCUGAGGUCCAGCUCGGUCGUCAAUUGCACCUUCACCAUCCAGUAUGUAAAGCUAGACGGGACGUCAAACGAUGUCGAGGACGUCAGUGAUCGGUUUGAGGUUGGUCUCCCAGCGAGGGCGUUCACCCUGAAUCCCGUGGAGGCGACCGUCGGGGAGCGCUACGCGGCCCCGCUGCUCUCCGCGGCGAAGAUGCCGGAAGGGGACCCGAUGUCGACAUCACUUUCGACGAUGACAACCGCAUCCGUGUCAUGCCGAAGGACAAGUUCAAGGCAACGGAGGAGCUGGACCAGGACGUGCACGAACUUCACCGACAAGAUCAGCGCCUUCGGCAGCACGAUCCAGAUGCUCGUGGAGGUUCUCGACGGUGAGUCUGCAAAGAUCGAGAAGGAGAAGCUCAGGGCCAUCGGGCAGAGGAACCGCGCCGAGAUGGAGGCCGACUCGCAGCGCCACAAACAGGCGACGAUGACUGGCCUCAUCGCGGAGAAGACCGCGGAGCUCGAGCGGCUGCAGUUCCAGCUCAGCUCGCUGGAGCGCGCGGAGCGGGAGCAGAAGGCACUGAUCGAGAAGCUGAAGGAGAACGAGACGCCCGCCUGGACGUCGGACGAGCCCUAG